CUCAACACUCAAGCAGCUUUUGGACAAAGUGGGGCUGGGUAGCUCGUUGGAGCUCACUGGAAAACCCAUUCGACUUAUACCCAUGGGCUUCUUAGACAUUUUUCUUAACAAACCCGCGAAUCGCGGCCCAAAUCUACGUACAACAUAAGCCUGCCCAGUUGUCUAUCCACUAACAAUAAGGAAAACCGACAUGUAACAAUUAAAAAAUCUAUUAUUUAAUAUUUUAUAAAUAUAAGUUAGUUGUAUUGUAAAUUCAACUGCACGUUUAUAAUACUCCAAUAAUUCGCAAUUUCCCCAAUUAAUCCAGUUCAUAUUCGGCUUAUUACGGCCGGCCGCGCAGAUAGAGAGAGAAAAGUCUCCCCUUCUUCUUCGUCCUGUCUUCCUCUCUCCCCCGAUGUCUUCCGCAGGAAAUCCAACCGGCGGAGGUGGCGCCGCCGCCACAGCUCGCCCUCCUCCCGCCUCCGUACCAAAGGCUUUCUUCUGCUACCAAUGUAAUCGCACGGUCACAAUAUCCGUCUCUCCGACCUCCGAUCCCCUAUGCCCUUCCUGCAACGAAGGUUUCUUAGAGGAGGCUGAAAACCCUAACCCCGGUCCAAAUCUCUCCUCCGCCGCAGCAGCCGACCCCUUCGGCGAUACCUUCUUCCCUCCCAUGAGCCCCUUCUCCCUCCUCCCUCUACUCUUCUCCUCCUCCUCCGCCCACGGUGGCUCCGCGACCUUCGAAUUCCAAAACCCUAACAUCUUCGGCGCCCAGCGAUCGCCCUCCGAUCAGGCCGAAUUCAACCCCCACGAUUUCCUCCGCAACUACCUCAACAACCUCCACAACGACGGCGCCAGAAUUCAGUUCUUCAUGGACAACAAUCCUCCCGCUGGCAACCUCGGCGAUUACUUCAUCGGCCCGGGACUCGAGCAAUUGAUCCAGCAGCUGGCAGAGAACGACCCCAACCGCUACGGAACUCCUCCUGCUGCGAAAUCAGCAAUCGACGCCCUCCCUACCGUCAAGAUCACCGGCGAGGCCCAGAGUUCUGAGAUGAAUCAAUGUGCUGUAUGCAAGGAUGAGUUCGAGACGGGUGAUGAGGCGAAACAGAUGCCUUGUAAGCAUGUCUAUCAUCCUGAUUGCAUUGUCCCCUGGCUUGAAUUGCACAAUUCAUGCCCAGUUUGCCGCUACGAGUUGCCCACGGAUGAUUCCGAGUACGAGACCAGGAGGCGCAACGGUGACCAAGGGGGCAACAACCAGAGCCCCGAUGCUGGAGGUCGGACGGAGAGAAGGUUUAGCAUUCAGUUGCCGUGGCCGUUCGGCAGACAAGGUGGUUCCAGCAGCGAUGGGGGAGCUGGUGGCGGCCAAAGUAGUGCCUGAUUUCCAAUUGGGUUAGUUGUUUAUUUUCCUGUUAUCUUUUCUUUCAUUCAUUGUCUAAAGAUUGACCAUAGAAACAUAGCGAUUCCUCUGUAUAGUUUGAAUCUUUGGGAUUUUUAUUCUUAAUUGUUGAGCUGAAUCAAUUACAUUAAGCGUGUUCAUCUUGAUAUUCGUUACUUAAUGAGGUCCCGGAGUAUGAUUGGAGGAGAAGUAUCAGCUUUAAAAUUGAGGGUAUAAUGUGGUUAACCUAUGUUGCUCUUCAAUUGAUGAUUCAUUGUUCUCGAGUGUUCUGAAGAUUUUCCAUACCAAGUUGCAAAAUUGAGAUGCUUUGGAAUUUGUCAUUAUGCCCACCCUCCCGUUGAGGCAAGAAUACAUGUUUUACCUAGGAACCCAACCAUUAUAACUUUUCUGUCAACUUCUGGGUAGAUGUUACUCUUUCAUCUGCAAGUCUUAGAUGUUGUUGAGGUGCCCUGAUUUCGUUAUUCUAUGGCUAGCUUGGCCCUAUAUGUAUGUUUCUCGACGGCUUUUUGUUGAAUGAAUAUUAAGAAUGCUGGUUGAUGUAAGUUGAGCAAAGUGGAACUUGUGGAGACAUUACCUGGUGACUUUCCAAUCUUUUACUUAUAGAUAGUGACAGUGGCAUUCUAUUGGGAGUAUGAUGUAGCACAGGUGGGUUGCUUAUGUUGUUUGGAGUGCUCUUAUGAUUAGGUUUGUUAUAUACUUUCGUAUUUUAUACUUCCCUGGACCAGACAUUGGGAUUAGUAGUGGCCAUUUGUUUCAAAUUCUAGGUUUUGAGUAAGUGCAUGUUGCAGCUGUGCUCCCUUUUCCUGAGAUUUCUGGACUGUCUGUGUGUCCAUUCUGUUCUACUCUUCGUGAUAUCCUUUUCCACGUGCAUUAGACAGUACUUUAUGGUAGCGGUACAUGGUCAUUAUUUGGUCUCUCCAAAUGGGAGAUUUUGUGAGUCAUGGAAGUCGGAUGGGGGUUUCUUGUUCUUUGUCGGGAGGAGAGGGGAUUUCCGUUUUCAGUCAGCACUUGCCUAGGAAGUACACAAACGCAAGCUGUGUGUAUCUUUAGCCUGAUGGUGCAGAAUUUCCGUCUGAAGUAGCUGGAAAGAAUACAUUGUGCCAUUUAAUGUCAGGGAAUGCAACUCCAGUGAAGAGGCUAGGGUUUAAGUGUUUGAGAUCAGACUUGUUGUUCUUAGGUUUGUUACACUUUGCUGACCAUUGAAUUUGUUUUGUCUACCGAACUCCUUUUCCAGGUCAUGAAAAGAUGGAGCGAAGGGGAAGCAAGUAGAGGUGUCACUUUUGUUUUUGUUACAAGGGGCAAGCAAAGGAAGGGGACAGCCAGAACAAGUGUGUAUUACAGAAAGAAGGUGAAGAAGAAGAUGAGAGUGAGCGAUUAGGUUUUGGAUGGAUCGAAUGAAUUGAAUUCGAAGCAAAGUUAGGGUUGUUUCUCUUUUUCUUGUCUCUUGAUUUUUUUGGUUUUAACUUUUAUGGUUGGUUUGUUGGUUGGUUGGUUGGGUGAAAAUAUACAUACACAGGACAGAUCACAUUGAUUUUGUGAUUCACAUACUUAACCGUCUUUAUAUGAUCUUGUACUCUUAGACCCCUACCAACUGGCUACUUUUACAGUCUUUGUGGUGUUGUAGUACUGAGUUAUCGUAACAUAUGCUCAAAGGUGAUGCUCCCACGAUUCCCAGGUGAUCCAAUACGCAAUUGCACGAGGAUCCCUCGCAAUUCUUCCCUAUGGUUGAACAACUAUUCGCGAUACGAGGAUGAAUGUUGUAUUGUACUACCACCCAUCUGUAUUGUUCCAAUUUUAUUGGAUGACGCCGAAGGGGCAUAUUACCUUGGUUCUCUACGAAUUAACUAUGGCGGCAACU
Messenger RNA from Linum trigynum, 3230 nucleotides. NCBI's taxonomy places the organism in Eukaryota, Viridiplantae, Streptophyta, Magnoliopsida, Malpighiales, Linaceae. The record is from the annotation of a GenBank genome assembly.